AUGGGUGAGAUGGACCUGGGCACUGGGACGCCCUCCUACCUGGCCUGCAUGCUGUUGCUCAAGGUUAUCACGGUCCAUCCAGGUGAGUGUUCUCUAGUGUCCCAGCCCUCUGAGAUUUGUACCCAGGAGGGUGGCCCUGCCUUACUGCUCUGCUCCUUCAAUAUCAGCUGAAGGAGACCAGCCAUUGGCUCUGUCACAUGGUACCAGGACAAGGUGACUCUGGGGAAGGAGGUGAGGAAUGGGACCACAGAAUUUAGGGGCUGCCUGGGUCCCCUUGCCUCUUUCCACUUCCUUUAUGACCACCAGGCUGAUCUGCACAUCUGGGACACCCGAGGCCAUAAUGCCGGCAUCUACAUGUGCAAGGUGGAGGUCCUGGGCCUGGGUAUUGGGACAGGGAGUGGGACUCGGCUGGUGGUGGAGAAAGGACCUCCUCAGCUGGAGGUCAGCACAGUCCUCCUCCUUCAGGCUGGAUUCUAUGCCUUCCCCUUUCUGUCUGUGACCAUGGGCAGUACCCUGUAUUACCAGGGCAAGUGCCACUGUCACAUGGGAAUACACUGCCAUCCCUUGGACGGCCUCUGAAGAGUGAUUCCAGACCCGAGGAUCCUGACCCUCUUCUAG
Molecule: messenger RNA, 618 nt
Organism: Galeopterus variegatus (Sunda flying lemur)
Lineage: Eukaryota; Metazoa; Chordata; Mammalia; Dermoptera; Cynocephalidae
Gene: NCR3
Product: natural cytotoxicity triggering receptor 3
Exons: 5
Biological process (GO): positive regulation of natural killer cell mediated cytotoxicity; immune response-activating cell surface receptor signaling pathway; natural killer cell activation
Source: RefSeq, a predicted model, not a curated record